AUGGCUGCUUUGGUCCAGGGCUACCCUCAACAAACUGGAUCAUUGACCAUGCUUCAAACACGGCCUUCUUCCGCUGGUGGCAUGCUGCCUCCUCAGAACCAGGGCUCGUCGCAGUACGCUGCCCAGCAGCCGCGCACCAGCUUCUACGGAACAUCCAAUAACAUGGGGGCAGCUCCUGUACUCUACCGCUCCUCUACGGCACCGAUCCAGCCAUAUGCAUUCACAUCUACCCCGAGCCUUCACGCCACAAAUGCAUGGCAGCCUCAGAUGCAGCAGCACUCACAAUACACCACGGCCGGCAACUCUCGGACCUCCAACACCGCUCCUCAAUUGCCCAGAGUGCAGAGCUUCGACAGUGCUCAGAGCCUUGCACGGAUCAGCCGCCAGCCGGCCAGCGCCUCCACGAACAACCUGGCUACCGGCACACCUGCCGCGAACCGUUUCGUAGGCAGUCGCGACGACUCAUCAUUGCCUACCCAGGGUGUUCGUCGUGUGUCUGCUACACCGCGACCUCAGUCCGCCGCCUAUCUGACUGGUUCUGCUCCGCAGCUCUCAUUUACGCAAGCGAUCCCUGCUCGGCCCUCCCCAGACAGAUACAGGCGGCCGGCUGGCAACUCGUCGCAGCAACAGCAGAAGCAGGCUUCACAAUCACAGGCCUCUGCCGUGCCUUCCGGUUCCGGCAUGGCCAGCGUUGGCCACCUGUACGCCUCGAACGGCGGCAGCAACAGUAGCCUGCCCGACCAGCAACAAAAGUCCUCGAUGCUGCGCACGCAGCCUCUAUCUCAGCUGGGCGCGGAUCCACGCCGGAACAGUUUCCACGACAAUAUGCUGAGCGGUUUGGCUGCCGACGACAUCCAGCUGCAUCGCCAGUCCAGUGAUGAUGUGAAGCGGUUCCGUCGCCGUAGCAUGUCGUCUCUGAGCGCCUCCGAGUUCUCGAUUGCCCCUGUUCUGCCAAGGCCCGAGGAUUUCCGCCGGCAACAACAGCCUGCGCCAAGGAGCCCCACCAAGGAAAAGCUUCUGACGCCCGUGAACUCUCACCAACCUGUGGUGCAUCACACAAAGGCCGGCAGCUCUGAGAGCAUCGCAUCUCACCGCAGCAGUGGCUCGCGUCCAUCUUCUACCAACCGGAACAAGUCUUCUCUUGCAGGCUCCACUACCAAUCCUGCGUCUGCAGUCAUUGUCAACCAGAACGAUGCGCUUACCGACAAGAGCAAGGAAACCCCGAGACUCAUUAACAUCCCGCCCCGCAUCUCUUCCGAUGUCACCAGCCGUCUGGCUAGCACGUUGUCGUUCACUGGCACACCUGUCGACGUUGGUAGCGAAGGCAGCGAUGCUGGCGGUCCAAUCGUGACGGCCCCUCCCGCCAUCAACCAAAACGGCAACACAGCUAGCCCGGCUGGUAGCAUCCGCGAGGCUCCGGCGGCCCGGCCGUCUGGGAUGCCGAGCCACCUCGAGAGUCCUGCUAUGCGCCAUCUUUCUGCUAUCAACCAAAAGGGCGGCAGGCUUCGGAGCAAGACGUCAAAACUCCGCCGUGCGUUCUCUUUUGGUAGUGCUGCCGACUUCCGCAAGGCAGAUGGUCCGGACGAAGAAACUGAAAACGUGACUUCGCCGAACAAGUUGCAGAAGGAGAUGACCAACCAAGAGGCGUACGAUGCUGAGCAGGCUCGUAUUGCGCAGCAGCAGGAGGAGGGUGGCAUCGGCAGCAGCAUUUAUGGCGCCAAGAUCUUUUCGGGCUCGACCGACAACCUGUCCAUCUCAUCGACGGCUUCGUCUGCGUCCGUCAUGAUUCGCAAGAUGGGUCGCGGCAUGAAGAAGAGUACACGGUCGCUUGUCGGCCUGUUCCGGCCCAAGUCUGUCAUUGGUGUUCCAGCUGCAGACGGACCGGUGGCCAGCCCUGUCACAACGUCGAACGGCGAGGCCGUUGAGGCUACUGUUUCGAUGGUGACAGUAGAGGCUGAGCGCGAGCGUGUCAAUGUCAACUCAGAUCUUCACGAUAAAACCGGCGGUGGUACUGGCUUCCCGCGGCUGGAGAGAAACUCGAUUGAUGCCUCUCGCAUCUCCAUGACAUCUGACCGCCUGGAUAGCUCGGGCACCGACAACUCGGCGGCGGCGCGGAAGAGCAUCAUUGAGGGCGACAAGGAGCGUGCUGAGGUUCUGGCGGCUGUCCGGAAGGGCAUUCUGAAGAACACCAGCGGCGCCUCCAGCCCAUCGCGAAGUCCAGCGGACAUGCGUGGUCCCGCCCUUGAGCUGUACAACCCGCCUCCCAUUAGCGAAUCACCGGCGUCGAGCGCGCCUAGUACGCCCAACGAUGAUGUGCAGGGCCAUAAACGGACGGGCUCUGUGGCUAUUGGCGGCGAGGACUAUUUUGUCUCGGCGCUUCGUCUGCGCAACGACAGCCGCAGUGGUAGCAGCACGCCGCAGGGCUCUAUGAAGCGGUCUGCUACAUUCAGCCCCCGUAUUGUGUUCUACGACACAUGGCACAGCCAGGAGUACGAUCGCCGGGGCGAGAUUGCCACCUGCAACCGCUUGACACCUAUGCUUGCUCAGCAGAUCAAGGAGGAGCUGAAUAGCUUUAAAAUGGAAAUGGAGGUUCACGAAAACUCGAAGAUCUACACGCACUUCUUCUAA
Molecule: messenger RNA, 2628 nt
Organism: Sporothrix schenckii 1099-18
Lineage: Eukaryota; Fungi; Ascomycota; Sordariomycetes; Ophiostomatales; Ophiostomataceae
Exons: 3
Coding region: 1-2628 (875 amino acids)
Biological process (GO): actin cytoskeleton organization
Molecular function (GO): actin binding
Source: RefSeq, a predicted model, not a curated record